Messenger RNA from Gloeophyllum trabeum ATCC 11539, 3348 nucleotides. RefSeq names its product DUF1740-domain-containing protein. NCBI's taxonomy places the organism in Eukaryota, Fungi, Basidiomycota, Agaricomycetes, Gloeophyllales, Gloeophyllaceae. The transcript is spliced from 8 exons. The record is from RefSeq and is a predicted model, not a curated record. The coding region runs from base 1 to 3273 and encodes 1090 amino acids. Gene Ontology annotation, biological process: negative regulation of RNA catabolic process; regulatory ncRNA-mediated post-transcriptional gene silencing. Gene Ontology annotation, cellular component: catalytic step 2 spliceosome. Gene Ontology annotation, molecular function: protein binding.
AUGUCGGCGCCCUCGUUCUCGUCAUUUCCCCCUUCGUUCUCUUCGUUCCCGGACCCAGAUGCUGGUCCGAGCCGUGCGGGUUCGCCUCCCGACACAAAGGGCGACGGCAGGAAGAGUCAUCCCAAGGUCAAGGAGCACAAGGACAAAGAAAGCAGUAAGUCAAAGAGGCAUGAACGAGAGAAAGUGUCAUCCCACAGGCACAAGUCCAAGCCUGAAAGGCAACCCGAUCAUUCCUGGGACCUGGAGUACGACGAACGUAUCAAAGAGGGAGAAGACAGCAGGAGGAAGCGGGGCGAUCCUUCUCAGCCCUCGAGGGCUAGCUCGCCGCCGCUUUACUUCACUGACAAGAAGGGGGAUGCUCUCAAUGUCACAUACGGAGGGCUGCAUACAGGGUCUAUCCCCAAAUAUCAUGUAGUCGCUCGUGGAAGGCAGAUACUCGGCCUCCCUCGAGGCUGGACUGUGGUCCAUUGGAGCGGCAAAGGCGUGGAAGUGGGCGCAGGGACCCGGCGGAAGAUGCCGUCCUUGACAGACUCUCGAUCUCGCAAGCUACUGCAGUCCGCCCCUACCCGCAGACUGCUCGCAUCUGAUCAGAAGUACAAAUACGAUGAAGUUGAAGGGUUCCUGCGCAUCCGUUCAGGCAAGGCGCGAUCGGAGGAUGAGACGUACCGCUCCAUUACGCGCCGGUCAGUAAAUCCAGACUCUGAUUCUUCUGGGUCUUCCGAGUCAGAAAGGGAAGAUGACCUUACGUCUGAUGAUGAAGCGGAUGCCACGCCCCUUACAGCCCUUCAGAUCAAGUUGAAGGAACUAGAGCAGCAGAUCUCGGCCGACCCAUCCAAUGUGCAUACGUGGCUAUCCUUGCUGUGGUAUUCGCUUUCCAAUGUUCCCAUCACCUCCAAGAACGCAAACAGGGCGCGAACGGACAUCGCUGUCUCCGUUCUCGCGCGCGCAUUGUCAGCGCAUCCUAAGAAUCGUAACUCGACGCCCCUACGCCUAAAAUACAUUAAGGCGGGUGAAGAGGUGUGGCAUGAGAGCAAGCUGCGAUCGGAGUGGGAAAAUGCAUUGCAAGAGGUCAACGAUGUGGAUGUUUGGAUUGCCUGGUUCGACUGGAGGCUUAGAAAAGGUGAACGGGGCAUUGAAGGUAUGAUGCAGGACGCCAGCAGAGUCCUGAACAGCCUGCAACAUGAUGAGGUCGGUCAACUGAGGGUGAUAUGGAGAGUCGCGGUCGCUCUUCGGGAUGCAGGUUAUGUCGAACGGGCUGCUGCUGUCUUUCAAGCUCAGGCUGAAUUGACCUUCGAGGUACCGCAGUCUAUGUACGGCCUGCCCCUGGAGCAUCAACUUGACGCUCUAGAGGAGUUCUGGGAGUCUGAAGCGCCUCGUCUGGGCGAACCUGGAGCUCAAGGCUGGGCUUCCUGGAUAGCUUCCGGUCGGCCUGACUGUGCUCCGGCGAACUCGCGGAGCCGCGCGCCUUCAGUUGAUUCAGGCGACACAGACCCAUACCGUAGGUGGUCUGCAGAAGAACUGCGCUCUGAUAAGGACAACUUCUUGCCAUCGCGGUCGGUGGACGACGUGGAUGAUCCGUAUGCUACGAUACUGUUUUCCGACAUAAGGCCACUCUUGUGCAAUCUCACUUCCCAGAAGACCAAGCAUGCUUUCAGGCUGAUAUGGAUAUCUUUCCUGGGUUUGCACAUACCGGGCUUCGCGGCGUCUCUAUCACCUAGGCCAUCGGGGAGUAUGGAUGAUAGAUGGGCUUAUGAUGCAUUCGCCAAUGAACACAAGCUCAAUGCUAUCCUUCCGCGGGAUAACAAGAGACACCUGAUAACCGCGGAUUCCUUCGCUGGCGUCUUAGUCGGCCGGGAGCGGGCGUACAGCAGCGAAUUUGGGCCGGUGAAGAACUGGGGAUACGACAUCAUUGAUCCAUUGGACAGCCUUCUUGACAGCAAUGGUAGGGGCAAGGGCGCGUUCUGGGACCAACAGGACGUGGCAGGUGUGGAUUCAGAGUUGAUCAGGCGGGUGUUUAAGGCCUGUCGGCUCGGUGGGGUCGACGGUAAGGAUGCGGAAUGGGAUGCUUUGGCGUUGGCCUUUGAAGCAGCGCAAAGUAUUAAGAGCGCUCUCAAAUUAUCCAAAUCUUAUCUUUCUAUGGCAAAGGACUCGCUAGCUCAUUGGGCAAACCAUGCUCGUCUAGAACGCUUGCGCGGUCGCCCUGCCGCCGCGCGAACAGUUUACAGCAAUGUCCUCAUUGCCGCCAUGCCUGCCAACGCGCGACGACCUGCACUACACUGCUUAUGGUGGGAUUGGGCGCAGAUGGAGUGGCUCGCUGGCGACACGGAUGCCACGCUGCAAGUCAUACUGAAGUCUGUCGAUAUGCAAGGCUCGGGUGGCAUUGUAGUCUUGAGAUGCAAGAGAGCGCUAGAAGACAAGAUCAAAAGUAUAAAGGAUCCGCAACUAUGGAAAGAGAAGCAGGCUUUGAUAUGCUUGAGGGCCCUUGCUGACUUGCUUACUUCUGGUCCUUUGGCGGCGCUUACUGUUUUCGAUGAAUAUUUACUAGGCUUAGAAGCUCCCAGUCCUGGAAGCCACGCCCACGAGAGCCUCAAUAUCGCUUCCUUGGUGAUGUUGUAUCAUUACGGAUAUACUCUCCGCAACCCCAUGGCUCCGGGGCUCCUCCGAGAUCGGGUGCACUCUGUCGUCGAUCACUACCCCGGCAACACUUUUGGCAUUAGACUGCUCUUGGAGGUAGAAAAGGGCCAAAGCGUGUGGGGCCGGGUGAGGAGCUUGUUAUCCGAAGAGACCCACAAAGGGAAGGAUAAGGACAUGGCCAGGAGAUUGAUGGAAAUUUGGAUCUCUCUCGGGUGGGAGAAAGGCAAGUGGGAAGAAGAGAAAGAGCGAAUAAGAAACGCCCUGGGAUUCGCUGUCGAAAGCGAUAGGACUCGGGGAAGUGCCAUUCUUUGGAGGAUAGCAAUCGAGUUCGAGUUUAGGAACGAAGACUGGCAAAGAGCGAGGAAUCUUGUGUUCCGAGCUAUCGGGGAAUGUCCACUUGUGAAAGAGCUGUACCUUCUCGCGUUCGGUCCGUUACGGCGUGCCUUCAGCCCACAAGAACUGAAUGGAUUCGCAGAGACGAUGGCAGAAAGGGGGAUCCGAAUGAGGAAGGGUCUCGACGAGGUGUUGGAAGGCUGGGUGGCUCCGGCUCGAGAAAUGCGGGGACGGGGGGACGAUUAUGGAGAUGAAGAGAUUGAACAUCGAGCUGACGAGCUGAGAAGAUUAAUGCCUUACCACUGAUAGUUUUCCAUUCAAUGACUGAUGUCGUAUUUUGGUGUCAUUGAGGACUAUCUGUGGACUAUAGCCCCAUGGAAG